This is a messenger RNA of Clupea harengus (Atlantic herring), 3604 nucleotides long. It is a transcript of the gene man2b1, whose product is annotated as mannosidase, alpha, class 2B, member 1. Gene Ontology annotation, molecular function: alpha-mannosidase activity; carbohydrate binding. The record is from RefSeq and is a predicted model, not a curated record. Gene Ontology annotation, cellular component: lysosome. NCBI's taxonomy places the organism in Eukaryota, Metazoa, Chordata, Actinopteri, Clupeiformes, Clupeidae. Gene Ontology annotation, biological process: mannose metabolic process.
AUUAAAAACCGCUGUCAUAUGACAGGCAGUGAAUCUCAAUAUGGCGGCUUACCAAUACACAGCUGUGUUGGUGUUUUCGCUGUUGCAAGCCAGUGUUUCAGGAUUUCCGACCAAUAUUCGCGACCCCGUGUGUGGUUAUAAGUCAUGUCCAGCGACGCAGCCGUCCAUGCUCAACGUUCACUUGGUCCCACAUACACACGACGAUGUGGGCUGGCUCAAGACCGUCGACCAGUACUACUACGGAGACCGUAAUGACAUCCAGCACGCAGGGGUUCAGUACAUCCUGGACUCGGUGGUAGAGGAGCUCCAGAAAGACCCGUCUCGUCGCUUCAUCUACGUGGAGUCGGCCUUCUUCUACCGCUGGUGGAAGCAGCAGAACCAGGCCACACGCAGCAUCGUCACCCAGCUGGUCAACGAAGGCCGUCUGGAGUUCAUAAAUGGCGGCUGGUGCAUGAGCGACGAGGCCACCACCCACUACAGCGCCGUCAUCGACCAGAUGACCCUGGGCCUGCGCUUCCUCAACGACACCUUCGGCCCGUGCGGGCGCCCCCGCGUGGCCUGGCACAUCGACCCCUUCGGACAUGCCAGAGAACAUGCGUCCAUAUUUGCCCAGAUGGGUUACGAUGGCUUCUUCUUCGGCCGUCUGGACUACCAGGACAAGGACCGCCGGAAGAAGACCAAGGAGCUGGAGCUCCUGUGGAGGGCCAGUGAGAGUCUGUCUGCCCCCACUGCAGACCUCUUCACCGGCAUCCUUCCCAACGGCUACAACCCCCCGGAUGGCUUCUGCUGGGACCAGUCCUGCGAGGACGCGCCCAUCCGGGACGACCCAGACCUGGAAGACUUCAACGUGGACGACAUGGUGCAGAUGUUCUUGGAGACGGCCCACAACCAGUCCAAAUUCUACAAGAGCAACCACAUCAUCAUGACCAUGGGUUCAGACUUCCAGUACGAGAACGCCAACCUGUGGUACAAGAACAUGGACAAGCUCAUCCGUUACGUCAACGGCCAGCAGGCUGCGGGCAGCAGGGUCAACGUGCUCUACUCCACCCCCUCAUGCUAUCUGCAGGAGCUGCACCGCGCCAACACCACCUGGGCCCUGAAGACGGAUGACUUCUUCCCGUACGCUGAUGAUGCUCAUGACUUCUGGACGGGCUACUUCACCAGCCGGCCUGCCCUGAAGCGCUACGAGAGGCUGAGCAACAGCCAUCUGCAGACGUGCAAUCAGCUGGAGGUUCUGGGCGGGCCAAAGUCCAGGAGUGGCCCCUUCGGGAAGGGAGACAGCGACACCAUGAGGAAGGCCAUGGCGGUGGCCCAGCACCACGACGCAGUGUCCGGGACGGAGAAGCAGCACGUGGCCAACGACUACGCCCGCAGACUGGCCACCGGCUGGGCCCACUGCCAGGUGCUGGUCCGUAACUCCCUGGCUGUCCUCAGUGGUUCUGAUGCCCGGCGUUUUUUCUGUGAGAACCUCAACAUCAGCGUGUGCUCGCUGACCGAAACCAGCAAAAUGUUCACCAUGAAUGUGUAUAACCCAUUGGCACGCCCCGUUAGCUGGUCCGUGCGGCUGCCCGUUAACGGCAGUGCCUACAGCGUGACAGACGCUCAGGGCAAACCUGUAACCAACGAGGUGAUCCCCCUGUCCAAAGCCACUAUGGCACUGAGGGGCCAGCGAGGGUCGGCGCUGAACGAGCUGGUGUUCCAGGUGCAGGCCCCUCCCCUGGGCUACACCACCUACUCCAUCUCCCUGCUCCAGAACAGGCCUCCACCACCCCCACCUCGGCCUAAGGCACCUCUCACCAUGCAGAACAAGUUCCUGAAGGUGACCUUUGACCCUGCCACGGGCUUGCUGAGCAGCCUGAGCAACCUGGAGACCAAGCAGAGCAUCAAACUGAGCCAGAACUUCUACUGGUACAAUGCCAGCGCAGGGAACAACGAGGAGAGCGACCAGCCGUCGGGCGCCUACAUCUUCAGGCCAAACUGCUCCACCCCCUUCAUCAUCAGCAAAACGGCCAAGAUCCAGACAGUGCAGAACGGAGUGGUUCAGGAGGUGAGGCAGUGGUUCAGCCCCUGGGUGUCCCAGGUGGUGCGUCUGUAUGCGGAGAGCAGAGAGCUGGAGCUGGAGUGGACUGUUGGCCCUGUGCCUGUUGAAGAUGCUUUGGGCAAGGAGGUGAUCUCUCGUCUCGACACCGACAUCAACACUUCAGGCUAUUUCUACACCGACUCCAACGGCAGAGAGGUUUUGGAGCGGCGAAGGGACUAUCGUCCUACGUGGGACCUGUUGCAGUCUGAGCCCAUCGCUGGCAACUAUUACCCCAUCAACUCCCGUGCCUUCAUCAAGGACAAAGAGUCCCAGCUGACAGUGGUGACUGACCGCUCCCAGGGGGGAAGCAGCAUUGUGGACGGCUCCUUGGAGAUCAUGCUGCACCGGCGGCUGCUGUACGACGACGUGCGUGGCGUGGCCGAGCCCCUCAACGAGACGGGCGAGGCCGGGGCGGAGGGGCUGGUUGUACGCGGGCGCCUGCUGCUCACCCUCACGCCCCCCGACACGGCGGCCGACGCCCACCGGCCCCUCGCUCAGGCCCAGGUGCUGCAGCCGCUGCUCAGCUUCCAGAAGGGCCCGGCCCAGCCCAGCACACGCCUGCAGUUCUCAGGCCUGCAGGCUGCGCUGCCCCCUGCUGUUCAUCUGCUGACAGUGUCCCAGUGGGACUACGACUCGGUGCUGCUGCGCCUGGAGCACCAGUACCAGAGCAAAGAGAGCAAAGCAUUCUCACAGCCCGUCACUGUUAACCUGCAGAAGCUCUUCUCCAAUCUGGAGGUGCUGGGGGCCACAGAGAUGAGUCUGGGGGCCAAUCAGUGGAAGAGUGAGAUGAGUCGCCUGGACUGGAGACCCAGCUCAGAUGCGGGGGCGCCCCCGCCAAAGCGACCCGCUGACCCGUCGUCGUUGGACGUCACUCUGCACCCGAUGGAGAUCCGCACCUUCUUGCUCCGGGUCUGGCAGAGCUAGCCAAUCAGGAGCUAGCAACACACAGAACACCAAUCAGGAAAAAUCCGACACGCUUGUCACGACUUGCCGCCAACGCUGUCUAAAGAGGGGUCAGCUUGACCUCUCUGUCUGUCUGUCUCACCUGGACUUCAAGGAUCCUCUGCUAUUUUUCAGCCUCAUCAGUGUAAUUGAACACAAUGUACCCUCCAGGGGAUGGCAGGCCGUCUUUGGUUUCAUACAUCUGUUGUAAACCCAUUAUUAUUAUUUUUGGCCAUUUGAAAAGCUGCCUCAGCAAAUCUCGUACCGGAGAACUUUUUGUGACGAUAGAACGGGGGGCCUAAGAACAUUCUUUUAUAAACUACUGUGACAUCUCUGCAGAUUGAACUAUUGAGGUAUAUAACACUGCAGCUUUAACAUCACACGAAAACAUUCCCCAGAAGAACUCCAUGCAACAGUCACCCCACACACACACACACACACACACUUAAAAUCUGUCUCAAACUCAGUGAUUAUGAUCUGUGCAAUAGACAUUUUUGUGCCUUUUUUUUAGAUGAGUCCCUCUUUUAGGUGAUUUAUUUUGUAAUUCUUGCCAUUUUUUGUAAUUAAAAUGAUCAAAAGUGA